AGGCACUCUCCGCGUUUGCGUCGCUGCCCCUGCCCGCUCUCGGCCGCCGUGGCAGUGCACUUGAGGUUGGCGCAGCGGUCGGACCCAGGCCUAAACCCACGCACAGACCCAGGCAGACCGGCGCCGGCCUAGUCCACCCCAGCCACCCAGCAUGGAGCAGCACAUCCGGGUCGAGGCGGAAGUGGUCCGCGAGGCGUGCGCCCUCUUCAAGGAGAGCUUCGGCGUGGACCCCGAGGCGGCGGGCUGCCAGGCCGGCUGCGGCCCGGGCCGCGUCAACCUCAUCGGCGAGCACACGGACUACAACGACGGCUUCGUGCUGCCCAUGGCGCUGCCCAUGGUGACGGUGGUGCUGGGGCGCUGCAACGGGUCGGACGUGGUGACGCUGUGCACCAACAGCCCCGACGCGGACGCCCCGAAGCGCACCCAGUUCGCGGUGCCCUCCCUGGAGAAGCCGCUCAAGCCGGGGACGCCCAAGUGGGCCAACUACGUCAAGGGCGUCGUCGCCCACUUCCCAGGCGGCUGCCCCGGCUUCGACGCGGUGGUCGUGUCCAGCGUGCCACUGGGCGGCGGGCUGUCGAGCAGCGCGUCGCUGGAGGUCGCCACCUACACCUUCCUGGAGGCCAUCACCGGCCGCAAGUGCCAGAAGCUCUCGGAGAAGGCCCUGGUGUGCCAGAAGGCGGAGCAUGAGUUCGCCGGCAUGCCGUGCGGCAUCAUGGACCAGUUCAUCUCCGUGAUGGGCAAGCAGGGCAACGCGCUGCUCAUCGACUGUCGGUCCCUCGAGUCCCGCCUGGUGCCGCUGGACGACCCCGAGCUGGUGGUGCUGGUCACCAACUCCAACAUCAAGCACGAGCUGUCUGGCAGCGAGUACCCCACGCGGCGCCGGCAGUGCCAGCAGGCCGCCGAGGCCCUGGGCAAGAAGUCCCUCCGCGACGCCACCGUCGCCGACCUCCAGACCCUCCAGGGCCGCGUGCCCGCCGUGGUGCUGCAGCGCGCCAGGCACGUGGUGACGGAGAUCCGGCGCACCCAGGAGGCGGCGGAGGCGCUCAAGGCCAGGGACUACAGCAGGUUCGGCACCCUCAUGGUGGAGAGCCACGCAUCGCUCAGGACGGACUAUGAAGUGUCUUGCCCGGAGCUCGACCAGCUCGUGAACGCUGCGGUCGAGGUAGAGGGAGUCCUGGGCUCACGGAUGACGGGUGGCGGCUUCGGCGGCUGCACCGUUACAUUUGUCUAUAAGAAUGCCGUGCAAAAAGUGAUGCAAAACAUCAAGUCAAAGUACAAGGGCAACCCCAUGUUCUACAUUUGCACUCCGUCUGCUGGAGCAAGAAUACAUGACGUAAGGAAAUUCGCCACGGUUGAGUAAUAAGUAAAAUAAUACAAACUACAUUCCAGAGCUGCACCAUCUCAUUAUAUAUAUUUUACAAUUGUGUAUAGUUAUUCUGUUUACAAAAAUAAAUAUAUUUUUCACAAGAUAA
Messenger RNA from Thrips palmi, 1472 nucleotides. RefSeq names its product galactokinase-like. The transcript has 8 exons. Gene Ontology annotation, molecular function: galactokinase activity; ATP binding. Gene Ontology annotation, cellular component: cytoplasm; cytosol. Gene Ontology annotation, biological process: carbohydrate phosphorylation; galactose metabolic process. The coding region runs from base 152 to 1360 and encodes 402 amino acids. The record is from RefSeq and is a predicted model, not a curated record. NCBI's taxonomy places the organism in Eukaryota, Metazoa, Arthropoda, Insecta, Thysanoptera, Thripidae.